AUGUCGCGCGUUCGCUAUUCCAUUAACUUGGAAGAAGACUUCGAGUUAUAUGGAAUUGAUCCGAACGAAGACCUCGAUGAUUGGUCCUUUUUGGAUGCCAAACCUGAGCCAAUUCCAGAAAAGACUGAAGAUGAAAAAGAAUUGUUUGAGCAAUUACUAAAACCGACAAUAGAAGCAGACUCUAUAGAUAAAGAGAUACACGAACGAUUAAAAAAUCUUAUAAAUGAAACAUCACAACUAAUUGAUGAAAAUCAAAACGACCCAAUUAUCAAAGAAGCAAAAGCAGACAAAGUUGAAGAGCAAUUACCUGAUACUCCAGAGAAUCUUGAUGAAGAAAGAAAGCGUUUAAGCACUCCAGAAUAUGUUCAAGCAAAUCGUGUCAAGAAUAUUGUUAAAUCAUUACUUAAUACAACAGAAAAAGCGGAAGAUAUUUCACAAUUCAUUGAAGAUAUUACAAAAUCUGAUAGAAUUGAUCCAAAUACAAUUGAAAUUCCAGAAGAUCAUGUAUCUGUACCUGCGGUUAGACUGCUACCUCAAAUCAAAAUCACGCAAGCAGACAUUCCAGAAGAAAAAGAAGAAGAAAAUACCAAGAAAUCAGAUUCAUCAAAACCAUCAUCGAGAAUUAGUAACGAAAAACCUUUAAUUCCAACUACCAAACAAGAAGAACCCCAAAAGAAAUCGUUCUUUGGGCGUUACGUCAAGAAAUUAUCAGAGCCAAAGUCAGUUCUUAAGUCUUUAGACGAAACAGACAGAUUAUCAAACAAAUUCCAAGAAGAAAGGAAGAAAAGAGAAGAAGAAGCAGCGAAAGAAGCAGAAAGGAAACAGAAAGAACUCGAAGAACAAUCGAAACAAUUUUUCGCAACUUUGCAGAAAGAACAAGAAAGAAGAGAAAAGAUGCUUCAACAGAUUUCUCAAUUCCAGAAACAAAUAGCCGAUAAAUUGGCCGAAAUUGUCCCUCAAAAGAAACCAAUCGUUGUUGUUGACUUAAUUACGGAGAAAUUAAAACUCACAAAAACGAAAACGCAUGAAUCAAAGACAUUUAUGUCUAAUGUUAAUAAAUCAUUCCAAAACAAGGUCAAAGAAGCUCUUAAACAGAAAUUACAAAUUAAAAAAUCGAAAUCUCUCAUCAGACUUACAUUAUUCAUCAAGUUAAUGCUAGAAAUAGCAAAACUAAAGAGAGUUAAUAUGGUUAAACAGGCUCUGAAGCUUCACAAAUGGAAGAGGAAAUUUGAUAUCAGAAUGAAGAACAAACUUGCAGAACAGAAGCAAAAGGAAGAGGAAGAGAGAAGAAAGAAGAAGGAAAAGGAGGACAAAAUGAAGCUAGAAAAGGCAAAGAAGGCUUAUGCAGCAUUAAAAUUGCAAUUUUAUGUAAGAAAGUACUUAGCGGUCAAAGCAAAAGAGCAGAUGAUCAAAGAAGAAGCUCUUCGUAAGAAGAAAGAGGAAGAAAUGCGGAAGAGAAGGCUUAUGCAAGAAAGAUUACCUGAUGUUGCUGAUAUUGAUACAUCCUGGAUUAAUAAAUAUGAAGGUGUUAGUGAUAGCGACUUCGAUGAAUUCUUGGAUGGAUUAGCUGACCCUCAACAAAGUUCCCAAUUCGAAGAAAAAGUGACAUCUCUACAAAAAGUGACAGAAGAUAUUGUUUUAGACGCUGGAACAGUACCUGUAUCAUCAGAUUUCGAUGUAGAAAAGCUUGGUGUCCAGAAAUCGAUAAUAGGAGAGCCACAAGAUGAAACAGCUCAAAUGGCAAAGGUUAGAGCUGAAAUUGAGAAGAGAUUAAAGCAGAAAAGGCAAGAAGCGGCCAGGCAAUCAACUAAUUCUACUUCCUCAUCAGCUUCUUCUAAGAGACAAGCUCCUUCUUCCCCUCAACAAACAAAUAAUAAUAAUCCUGCUCCAGAAACUCCUCCACAGCCAACAGAAGACGGAGGAGAUAAUCACCAGCUGGCUCCUGAGACUGUUGCUUUGAUGAGAAGAGCUGCACAGCAUAGAAAACAUAACGGAAGUGGAUCAUCAGGAAGAAGUGGCCAAAUUUCUGCAACAAGACAAAGUGGAGGAACUUCAUGGGCCCCAAGAGCUGCAAUUAUGAGGCAAAACAACACAAGAGCUCAGAGAUUGAAGAAACUUUCAAAGGUUUGGUUCGAAGGACAUAGAAGAGAAGAUGAGAAUGCGGGUAAUGCUCAGUAA
Messenger RNA from Trichomonas vaginalis G3, 2178 nucleotides. RefSeq lists its product as uncharacterized. The record is from RefSeq and is a predicted model, not a curated record. Lineage: Eukaryota; Parabasalia; Trichomonadida; Trichomonadidae. Bases 1 to 2178 code for a protein of 725 amino acids. The transcript has a single exon.